UCGACAGUGACGAAUUGUCAUAAUUUUUUGGGCCUGUUUGGCUCCGAUUCGGGAGACGCAGCCACUGACUCGGAUGUUCCUGCAGGUCUACCUAACCUUGACACAAUUGUUUUGUUUCUUGCAACCUUUGGUUUGAGGCUGUACUUUUCUCUCUCUCCCUCGUUCUCCCCAUAUCGAUAUUUCUUUUCCUUAAUAUAACACUGCUGUUUAUACUUUUGGACACGGCCGGACGUACUUAGUCCGUCUCGAGGAAAGAUAGAGAGAGAGAGAGAGAGAGAGCCACCGGAGGACCCCGCCAUUUUUUGUUCGUUGCCUCUUCCCGCUGCCGGCAUCGCGGGCUCAGGCGCAUCGAAGAAAGCGAGCUUCUUGCGGCGCCGAGGUCGAGGGCGUGGCGUGUCAGCAUGACUGCUUCAAUCACACACGGGAACACGUCCAGCAAUGGAUGGGUCAUCCAAAAGUUCGGAGGCACAAGCGUAGGGAAGUUCCCCGACAAGAUCGCUGAGGAUAUUGUGCGAGCGAGCCUGGAUUGCAACAAGGUCGUCGUCGUCUGCUCAGCGCGGAGUACGGGCAAGAAGGUUACGGGUACCACAAGUCGACUCCUUGAGGUGUAUAACAGUUUACGAGGCAUCGCCGUGGCCACCACCAACGAAGCGACGCAGAACGAGCUUCUCGAGCAGGCCAAGAACCUGGUCCAGGACAUCUGCAACGACCAUGUUUUCGCCAUACAGUCCUUCGUGAAGAACCCGUGUCUGCAGAAGGAGGUCUCCGCAGACAUCGAGAAUGACUGCCAAGAGCUCGUCGACUACAUCAUUGCGGCUAAGCGCUUCAAUCUCGAGGUCAACGCCCGAUCCAAGGACAGGGUUGUCAGUUUCGGCGAGAAGCUGAGCUGCAGGUUUAUGACGUAUCUGCUGAAAGACAGGCAUGUCGACGCCGAGUACGUCGAUCUUUCGGAUAUCAUGCACUAUGAUAGCUCGGACCGCCUGUCCCUGGCUUUCUACCGCGACGCCGCUGCAAUAUUUCAAAAGAGGAUACAAGCCUGCGGUGAGAGGGUACCUGUGGUCACAGGCUUCUUUGGCAACAUCCCCGGGAGCCUCAUUGAUGGCGACAUCGGCCGAGGAUACACAGAUCUUUGCGCGGCACUUCUGGCCGUCGGCCUGAAGGCGGAUGAGUUGCAAGUAUGGAAAGAGGUAGAUGGUAUCUUCACCGCAGAUCCCACCAAGGUACCCACAGCACGACUACUGGGGUCCAUCACACCUUCAGAAGCCGCCGAGUUGACCUUUUACGGAUCUGAGGUUAUACAUCACUUGACCAUGGACCAGGUGAUCAAGGCCGAGCCACCGAUACCCAUCCGCAUCAAGAAUGUCAAGAACCCAAAGGGCAAUGGUACCAUCGUGGUGCCGGAUCCUGUGCAGUCGCCAACGCAGCAGAUCAAGCGCUCCAGACGCUCAGAUCCCGCCCUCAGAAAGACGCCAAGGAGACCUACAGCUGUCACCAUCAAGGACAACAUCGCCGUCAUCAACGUGCACUCGAACAAGCGGUCGAUAUCGCAUGGCUUCUUUGCAAGUGUUUUCGCCAUCCUCAACGGCCACUGUAUCAGCGUCGAUCUGAUCUCCACCUCCGAGGUACACGUGUCCAUGGCCAUCCACUCGGCCAACUCCAGCCCGUCAAAUUUCGAAAGUGCCAUCUCGGCGCUGGAGGAGUGUGGAGACGUGUCGACGUUGCACGACAUGGCAAUCCUGAGUUUGGUUGGUGCCGAGAUGAAGAACAUGAUCGGUAUUGCUGGGCGAAUGUUCUCUACGCUGGGAGAACACAACGUAAAUAUUGAGAUGAUCUCGCAAGGCGCAAGUGAGAUCAACAUUAGCUGUGUGAUUGAUGCUAGAGAGGCCACGAGAGCCAUGAACAUAUUGCAUACAAACCUGUUUACAUUUUUGGAAUAG
Truncatella angustata is the source of this 1937-nucleotide messenger RNA. RefSeq names its product aspartate kinase. The transcript is spliced from 6 exons. Gene Ontology annotation, molecular function: aspartate kinase activity. The record is from RefSeq and is a predicted model, not a curated record. Lineage: Eukaryota; Fungi; Ascomycota; Sordariomycetes; Amphisphaeriales; Sporocadaceae. The coding region runs from base 402 to 1937 and encodes 511 amino acids.